Cucurbitaria berberidis CBS 394.84 is the source of this 858-nucleotide messenger RNA. RefSeq lists its product as uncharacterized. The transcript has a single exon. NCBI's taxonomy places the organism in Eukaryota, Fungi, Ascomycota, Dothideomycetes, Pleosporales, Cucurbitariaceae. The record is from RefSeq and is a predicted model, not a curated record. The coding region runs from base 54 to 818 and encodes 254 amino acids.
CCUUCCAUCCAUUUCCCAGGUUGCCGUUGGAACUUCGCUUAGCAAUAUGGGAAAUGACCGUUGAACCUCGCGAGGUCGAGGUCCGCAUUGUGAAGCCGACGCCCGAAGACCCACAGGAAGCAAGGUGGUCACACCCAAGUCAAUGGUCCUACAUCAGUAAUUCAAGAUUUGAAGAAGCCAUGAGCAAAGUGUCCACCUCGACACGUGCAGGGCGUAAGGCGAGAAGGAAAGCCAGAAAAGAAUGGAAGCCUUACCAACCAUACGUCCACAUGGUUUCAUCAACAAUUCCUGCGGCGCUGCACACUUGCCGAGAAGCCCGCAAUCACGGACUAUAUCAGCAAAUAUCCUCGGACGUGGACGAUCAGCACGUCAUGGAUCGCCGAUAUGUCUGGCUGAACCUGGACAUCGAUUUGAUAAACAUAGGGACGUCGUAUCUGGCUUACUUUAUACCGAUUGCAUCUUCUUUCAAGCGACUGAAGUUCAGUCGCGCGAUUACAAAUGAAUGGUGGUGUGAAUAUGAGAAAGACCUACUCCCAAGAUUCAUAAAUGCCGAAGAGAUUCGUGUACUCUGCAUUGACGGCUUCUGGAAUUGGGGGGAUGAAGUGUAUAACUUUUCUUGGCCUUGUGCCUACGAAAACUUAGUCUUCAUUGACGAAGAGACACCUGUGCGUUAUCUGGAGGUAGGGCAUCCUGAAGUGGGACAUCCUGAAGUGGGACAUCCUGAAGUGGUACAUCUAGAAGUAGGACAUCUCGAAAUGAGACGAAUAUAUCGGAGAAUGUGGGGAAGAGAGUCGGACGACGAGGAGGCUGUCGACUAGAGCACAGCAUUCUCCUCGACACUUGUCCUAGUUGAAACAA